Molecule: messenger RNA, 2261 nt
Organism: [Torrubiella] hemipterigena
Lineage: Eukaryota; Fungi; Ascomycota; Sordariomycetes; Hypocreales; Clavicipitaceae
Source: the annotation of a GenBank genome assembly
CUUGGCUUUCCAGUGGGAGGGGCAUGUGAUCGUGCCAAUUUGGCUGCCAUGCCACUUUCUUCCUUCCACAUAAACACCAAACUGCUCCCCAAGGCUGCGAAUUGCAUACAUACCAGUAACAGUCUAAAGUAAAUACAUCCAAAAUGUCAGCAUCACCGAAUAACACUGGAGAUGGAGCCGGCGGCAACGCUGACGAGAAACCUCGUCUUACCGAGGAAGAGAAGAAGCAGAACCACAUUGCAUCUGAACAAAAGAGACGACAGGCUAUCCGUGAAGGAUUUGACCGACUUACGGAACUUGUCCCCGGCCUAGAGGGCCAGGGCCGAUCUGAAGGUCUGGUGCUCAAGCGCACCGUCGAUUACAUGCGCCAACAGCUUGACGAGAGGGAGGCAAUGAUUGGGCAAAUAGAAGGCGCUGGUGGCCAGGUUGAUCCGAAACUGAAAGAUCAAGGCUUUAAGCACCCGUCGCAACGUCGAUGACGACUCUCCGAAACGCAAUUCUAAGCGUAUGGCUGCUUAAGAAUUGAGACACUACCUAAUGAUACGAUUAUUGGACUGUUGGAGUGGUGACCUACGCCAAUGCGGCGAGCUCAGCGAGGAACCUCGGCUCUGCCAUCGUGGCGAUUGUCAGACGAAUUUACAAAGUGGUUUAGAUUAUUCCCCUAAUUGUUGGCGGCGCGGCGUUAACUGGUAUAGACUUUUAUUAUAGUACAAAUUACAAAUAUAUUACAAUCGUGCUGAUUACUGAAAGGUGUCUACCAUUUCGAGCAUCUUGUCACGGAGCUGUCCAGGCGCGAAGCGCUCCUUGCCCAGGCUGACCUGCCGGUUUUUAACAUCCUCUUCACCGACAAUCAGGAUCUGGCUGUAACCACUGUUGCGAGCCUCACGGAUCUUCAAUCCGAGAGACCGUGCUGUUGUAUCCAUAUCCACUGCCAGGCCGGUUUGACCAGAAAGAGCAACGCCUUGUGGUAAGGGCUCGGCUUCCUUGCCAUCAUAGGAGCGGGGAAUGUUGCCAACAAGAACACUUCUGACUGUAUCGGCCCAUUCUAAUACGGGAUCGGUCGUGUUGACGGUGAGGAUAAUGGCUUGGCGCGGGUUGAGCCAAAAGGGCCACUUUCCGUUGUAGUUUUCAAUGAGGAGGGCCAACAAGCGCUCUACCGAUCCGAGAACAGCACGGUGAAUCAUAACGGGGCGAACAGGACCAUAUUCGGCAAGGAGUGCAGGGUCGGUUGUCGUCUCGCCGCGGGCUUCAAACUCGGGAGCCGGUGCUUGGUACUCAAGCUCGAAUCGCUUCGGUAGCUGAAAGUCCAGCUGAACCGUUGCUGUCUGGUGCUCCUUUCCAUCAGAAUCUUUGAGUACAAUGUCAAUCUUCGGGCCGUAGAACGCGCCGUCUCCUUCGUUGACUGUCCAUGGCAUGCCGGAGGCAUCCAGCGCGCGACGCAGACCAUCUUCUGCUCUGUCCCAUUCCUCGGCGGUGCCAAUAUAGUGUUCCUUGGGCCGUGUCGAUAGAGCAAGGCGGUAGCUCACGCCUAGCUGAAGCACGGUAUAUACGACUUUGACAAAGUCCAGUGUUUUCUUGAUCUCGUCUUCGACUUGGCACGGUCUGCAGAAGAUGUGGCCGUCGUCUUGGUGGAAGCGGCGCACGCGUGUAAGGCCAGAGAGAGCCCCUGAAAUCUCGUUGCGAUGCAAUGGGCUAAAGUCGGCGUAUCGAACAGGAAGGUCGCGGUAGCUGUGUAGCUUCGAUGCAAAGAUGAGGCAGUGGCCGGGGCAGUUCAUGGGCUUGAGGCCGAAUUCGGAGUCGUCUUCUUCGCCUUCCGCCGGUUGUUUGCCGUCUGAGCUGCUACAACAUGUACUUGAUGCUGUAGCAGCUGGAUUGAUGUUCCCCGUCACCGUGUACAUGUCAUCGGCAUAGUUCUCGAGGUGGCCCGACUUGGCCCAGAGCGACUUCUUGUAGAUGGUCGGCGUGAUGACCUCCUCGAAUCCGUAUCGCACGUACUGCUUGCGUAGGAAGUCGACUAGGCGGUUGAAGACUCGCGCGCCAUUGGGAAGAAAGAUUGGCGAUCCGGGGCUGUAUUUUGACUGGAUGAAUAGUUCCUGCUGGUGACCGAGCUUGCGAUGGUCAGGAGGUUCGCGCGGCGGGGGUUGUUUGGAGUAUGCGCGGCGCGGAGUACAUUGCGGACAAACCCAUGGCGCUCUAUGAAGCGUUCUAACAGCGCCACGGGCAAUGCCCCUUGAGCGAAUCAUGACGACGGUCGGUUGUGG